AUGAACAGAAUAAGUCUGCCGAUGGUAUUAUUUGACAGGCAAGAACUGAGCUCCUGGCUAAUGGUUGCCACAGUUACAAAUAAGAUUCAGUCGUUACUAGUCGUUUCACUAUUUUUGACAUUAUGUUCAGGUAUAAUUAUACAGAAUCCCGUAACAGGAGCAUUAGUCAGAGAGAGCCACAAUAUUGAUAUUGGGUAUUUAAAUCGAAGUGCUACAUUAAACCCCGAGCACCACUUUCUAAAGAUAGGGCAUAACGGAGGGAUCUCCAGUGACCUUGAGUUGUGUAACCGGAUGGCGGUGCACGAUGUGUUGCUCGGGAUUCCUGGGUCCAAUGCUGCAGAUGCAGCAGUGACUACGUGCUUGUGCAUUGGAAUGAUAAACUUCUUUAAUAGUGGGAUUGGAGGUGGGGGGUACGCUGUAUAUACAGAUGGGCUCCGUCCUUCCAGGCAUCUAGCGUUCGAUUUCCGUGAAGCAGCGCCGGAGUUGGCACAUAGAGAUAUGUAUGAACAUGAUGAAAGUUUGUCGAAACUUGGCGGGUUAGCCAUCGGAGUGCCUGGGGAAUUGGCGGGGCUUUAUGAGUUAUAUGAACGAAGAGGCAGCGGAGUAGCCAAGUGGGCGGAUCUAUUAAGGCCCGUAAUAGAGCUAGGGUUUGAUGGGUGGAGUAUAGGCCCAGCUUUAGCAGCUACAUUGAAGGAGUAUGAAGCCUUUUUCAAACAGCACAGGAACGACUGGGGUUUUGUUUUCCACAAAACCGAAAACAGGGUACUUGGUCUAGGAGAAUGGAUAUCCAGACCUGCUUUGGCCAAGACUUUAGAGACAUUGGCUAGUAGUGGGAAUGUAGCACCGUUUUACGAACCCAACUCGCACUUGGUGAGUUCAAUGGUGAACAAGAUCCAAAGUUCACAGGGGAUCAUUACAGAGUCAGAUUUUGCGAAAUAUUCCGUAGAUGUUACAACACCACUAAAACUCAAGAUAAGGAAGGGCUGGCAAUAUUUGCCAAACAAUGAUUUGACGGUGUUAACAUCCGGCGGCUCCAGUUCAGGCGCUGCUCUACUCUCUGCUUUAAAAAUCAUGGAUAAUUUUGAAAGUAGCGAAGGCGGUGAUUUACACCUCAAGGAAUCCUACCAGUUGGUAGAGGCUAUGAAAUGGAUGGCUAGUGCUAGAAGCAGGCUCGGAGACUUUGGCGGUGGCGAGGAGAUACCACCACAGGUAAAGGAUAUCUUGAGUGACAAAUGGUCAGAUUACGCGGCAUCGCUGAUAAAAGACGGAUAUCUAGAAAAUGGGUAUGGAACAUUGACCAAGUGGGCUGAUUAUUUGCCGCUGUACGAAAUAAAUGAACCCCAUGGCACUGCUCACUUUUCCAUUGUUGACCACAAAAACAACGCCGUCUCAUUUACAACCACCAUAAACUUGUUAUUUGGUUCUCUAAUCCACGACCCCGGCACAGGGAUCGUGUUCAACAACCAGAUGGAUGACUUUAGCCAACCAGGCAGAACCAACAGCUUCGGCCUAAGCCCUUCCCCCUACAAUUAUAUAGAACCCUUCAAAAGACCACUAUCGUCCACAGCCCCAACCGUUGUCCUCAACGAACUAGGCCUCCCCGAUAUGAUAGUCGGUGCCUCAGGAGGUUCCAGAAUCACAACCGCAAUCCUCCAGGUCAUCAUCAGAUCAUACUGGUACCACAUGCCCAUCUUGGAGACCAUCGCAUAUCCAAGAAUCCACCACCAGUUACUUCCCGAAGUUUUGCAGGUGGAAAGCUUGUCGAUGAUUGGCAACAACACCAUCACCGAAUUACGACGCAUGGGCCACAAAACCAUCGAGGCAACCCCUAAAAGCGUGGUCAAUGCAGUAAAGAACUGGCACGGCGUCUGGCACGCCGUCAGCGACUACUGGAGAAAACGUGGUGUCUCCGUCGCAUACUGA
This is a messenger RNA of Eremothecium cymbalariae DBVPG#7215, 1923 nucleotides long. It is a transcript of the gene ECM38, whose product is annotated as gamma-glutamyltransferase. The transcript has a single exon. Gene Ontology annotation, cellular component: fungal-type vacuole; plasma membrane. NCBI's taxonomy places the organism in Eukaryota, Fungi, Ascomycota, Saccharomycetes, Saccharomycetales, Saccharomycetaceae. Gene Ontology annotation, molecular function: glutathione gamma-glutamate hydrolase. Gene Ontology annotation, biological process: glutathione catabolic process. The record is from RefSeq and is a predicted model, not a curated record. The coding region runs from base 1 to 1923 and encodes 640 amino acids.